Molecule: messenger RNA, 1251 nt
Organism: Cygnus atratus (black swan)
Lineage: Eukaryota; Metazoa; Chordata; Aves; Anseriformes; Anatidae
Product: interleukin-8
Exons: 4
Coding region: 108-419 (103 amino acids)
Biological process (GO): cellular response to lipopolysaccharide; neutrophil chemotaxis; inflammatory response
Cellular component (GO): extracellular region
Molecular function (GO): chemokine activity; CXCR chemokine receptor binding
Source: RefSeq, a predicted model, not a curated record
AAGCACGAUGGAUUGCUCAGUUCAGAUAUCAGCAGUCCUCUGCCAGGAGAGGUCACAGCUCCACAGAACCUGAACUCAACAGCCAAGCUAAAAACUCCUCUCUAAUCAUGAACGGCAAACUUGGGGCUGUCCUGGCUCUUCUCCUGAUUUCCGUGGCUCUGUCUCAAGGCAGGAGCCUGGUAAGGAUGGGAAACGAGCUCCGGUGCCAGUGCAUAAGCACUCACUCGAAGUUCAUCCACCCUAAAUCUAUUCAAGAUGUGAAGCUGACGCAAAGCGGCCCCCACUGCAAGAACGUUGAAAUCAUAGCUACUCUGAAGGACAACAGAGAGGUGUGCUUGGACCCCACUGCUCCCUGGGUACAGCUGAUCGUAAAGGCAAUUCUGGCCAAGGCUCAGCUCAAUUCUGAUGCGCCACUGUAAGAAAAAUAAAGACAGAAAAAAUCUCAGAACCACUCCCACUCCUCCGCUGAGAGAAACACCCGAGGAGAGCACCAUCCCGCUCUCAGGAGGCGUGCCACCUUCCUCCUCCCACAUCGGUGUUCUUAUCUUCGCCGUAGAUCACCGUGUCUACUUAUUUAUUUAUUUAUUUAACUGCAUCUAUUUAAGAAAGUCUUUCAAAAUGGUCAGCGCUGUCCGUGGGACACGCUGUCCAUUGAAACCGAAGACACUGAACAGGAGAAGUGGCUUGCUCAAGGAAAUGAAGAUCCCUUGGAAGUCACUUCAGUCAAACACAACCAGUUAAGUGCAAUGCACUUACAGCACAGCUUGCUUGUACGAAGCCCUACUAUUUUGCUAUUACAGCAGCAAACCGGUAAAUCCUCCUGCUCCCCUGGAGUGCUCUAGUAUGUUGUGUCAACAGCAGUUUCCUUAAUCACAGUCAGCCCGUGGCUUCACUGUGAGCUCUGACUUCAUGACUUCAAAAAUCUAGCCUGCAGAAUCUGUAAGAGAGUGGCUUUGGUGUUUAGUUAUUGUGAUUUCUGUGGUAUUUAUAAAUAUAUUUAUUUAGUAGUUUCUACACAAGACAGAAAGCGAUGAUAAUUUAUUUAAUUUCUACUGUAUUUUCCAUUCCUAAUAAUAAUUUUUAAAGAAAUGUUCACAGACCUGUUACGCUGUCUAAGGACUUGGUUCUAUGUCUAAUUAUCAAAUUAUUCAUCAAAUGGAAAAAAUUGUAGCUUAUAUAGACAGAAUUUGCUUGUGAGAAUGUCAUUAUUCCUGACAAUAUUUUAAUAAAUACUUUCUACAAAAAAAAAAA